AUCAUAGUCGGGCCUAUGUUUGUGGCAAUAAUCGCUCUCAUCCUAGUACCCAGUGUGAACUUUAUGCAGUCUGGAUCACUGUGAACCCGGUUUCUUCUCAGAGUUCAGCCUGUCAACCCCAUAAGCUAUAUGUACUAUCUUUGCAACAGCAAUUUUGACCAUAUCUCCGUUUCGCCGUACUUUUGUCAACAUGAGUUCGAUAUCGUUGGCUUCAGGGUUCAAUCUCUAUCCCCUCGUUCCACCUGAUACGAUGUCACAAAUCCUUGGAAUUUCCCUUGGCUGUCUUGCGGCGUUAAACACCACUCUACCUUGCGACAAUGAUCUAAUGCAAUGGACACACAAAACUGACCAAAUCUACUGGGAACUGGAAGAUGUAACCACACUCUGCACCUCGAGCUGCGUAUCUAGUGCAGAAACAUGGAGACAGAGUGUUGAGACAGCCUGUGCGAACGACCAUCUUCGAUCUGGGGAACGAUACGUUCCUGCUGAUACACUGAGUGGUCGUUUUUCAGAGGGGCUCAACAUGGCCUGUAUGCGGUCUUCCGCAAACCAAUGGUGUUUACUCGAGUCUUACGAGUGGACUGGAUCAGACGUCGUCCAUGUAGACUGUGAAGCAGAUCCUACAAAUCCAUGGUGUCUCAACCGUGCCGAUUUCGGUGCGAACCAGAGUCGUAUGUCAACGCUUUAUGACGACGAUUUACUGUGCUCGGAAUGUUUCCUCAAGGUCUUACAUGCUCGAGUUACCUCGGACUUCUUACAGGACACGGACUUCGGUGACUAUCUAGUCGACGAGUUCCAGGAUAUCCAGAACGUUUGCCAAACAACUGUGGGUGAGCUCGUUACCAGAGUCAUUCCAGGCUAUGCGCAUGUCACGGACGGGGCUGAGAUCGGCCGGCCAACGAAUACCGCAUCGCCGAUAACCACUGACCCUACCCCGACUUCGACUACGUGUGCAGGCCGUACUAUCGACGUCCGUCCGGACCGGGAAGAAGACUUGACCUGUCAUGACAUCGCAGAGAAGUAUCAGAUAGCGUCCGGCGACAUCGCUGUCGCUACUAACAGCGAGUUUUGUGAUUCCGAAGCCGAAGUCUGCAUACCCUCUCCAUGCGACCUGUACCGAGUUUCCCGGAACGAUACGUGCGAGACAAUAGCCCAGUCGUUAUCAAAUGUAACUUAUGAGGUUAGCCUGGCUCAGGUGGCUUCAUGGAAUCCCAAUAUCCUUGGCGCGUGUGAUCACCUGGCUAUGGGUCAGCUCAUUUGCGCAGGGCCUCCUGGAGGCGCAUGGAUCAGUCCACCAUCUUCAGAAAUUCCCGACGAUGGGGACGGACCAGUCCGAGGUGGGCCGGGCAGCACUAUAUCCCUUCCUAUCAUAAACGAUCCCAGUACAGUUCCUGCCGACAAGGUCCAAGAAGGAAUUCCUUCAGACUGUACACGCUGGAUUGUAGCCAACAACACCCAAGCUGCAUGUUGGAAGCUCGCGAAUGAUGCGAAGAUCACUAUGCAGAGACUCUGGGAGCUGAAUCCUGUUUUCGGCAAAAGCGGUGAGCACUGCGGUACUCAGGUCUGGCUGCACUACUAUUAUUGCAUUUCCAGGAAUGGAGAUGGCACAGACACCACUCCUACAAUGUCUAGUACAGUCCCAAGUGCAACCACACAAGCGCCGAAGCCGACGCAGACUCAAUCCGGUAUCGAUCCUAAUUGCAAUAAGUUCGAAAAGUCAGACGAAUCAGGAGACACUUGUUGGGGAAUUGCUAAUCGCGCCGGCAUCGAGUUGUCCCAGCUCUAUAAAUGGAACACUGUGCUUGGAACUGAUGGAGAGAAUUGUAACACGCAGUUCUGGCCAAGCUACUACUACUGUGUGGGGGUUGUAUCGUCAACGACAAGCCAGUCGCCGACAACCACUGUGACCGCACCAUUGCCUACCCAAACCCAGGAAGGCUUCCCUGCAAACUGCAAGAGGUGGGUGGAGGCUAAGGCGGGCGAUACUUGCUGGGGGAUUGGGAACGAUAAUGGUGUCGCUUUGGAACAGGUAUAUAACUUGAACCCGGUUCUUGGAGUUGACGGAGGAAAUUGUGGAAAUCAGAUGUGGCCAGGGUAUUUUUAUUGUCUUGCGAUUUAG
This is a messenger RNA of Dothidotthia symphoricarpi CBS 119687, 2119 nucleotides long. RefSeq names its product carbohydrate-binding module family 50 protein. The record is from RefSeq and is a predicted model, not a curated record. Lineage: Eukaryota; Fungi; Ascomycota; Dothideomycetes; Pleosporales; Dothidotthiaceae. The coding region runs from base 191 to 2119 and encodes 642 amino acids. The transcript has 5 exons.